Molecule: messenger RNA, 650 nt
Organism: Meriones unguiculatus (Mongolian gerbil)
Lineage: Eukaryota; Metazoa; Chordata; Mammalia; Rodentia; Muridae
Product: interferon-induced transmembrane protein 2
Exons: 2
Coding region: 84-518 (144 amino acids)
Biological process (GO): negative regulation of viral genome replication; response to interferon-beta; response to interferon-alpha
Cellular component (GO): plasma membrane
Source: RefSeq, a predicted model, not a curated record
ACUCCUAGAGAAAGGGCGGGCCUACAGAACCAGGGUAGCAGCAGCCAUCCUCCAGACGUUGCGAUUGUCCCAGAGUCAGUACCAUGAGCCACAAUUCCCAAGCCUUCUUGCCCCCCAGUGCCGGGCUUCCUCCAAGCUAUGAGACGAUCAAAGAGGAAUAUGGGGUGACAGAGCUGGGGGAACCCCACAACUCAGCUGUUGUGCGAACCACGGUGAUCAACAUGCCCAGAGAGGUCUCUGUGCCCGACCAUGUGGUCUGGUCCCUGUUCAACGCACUCUUCAUGAACUUCUGCUGCCUGGGUUUCAUAGCCUAUGCUUACUCAGUGAAGUCCAGGGACAGGAAGAUGGUGGGCGAUGUGAUUGGAGCCCAGGCCUACGCCUCUACUGCCAAGUGCCUGAACAUCAGCUCCUUGAUCUUCAGCGUCCUUAUGGUCAUUAUCUGCAUCAUCAUUGUCUCUACCACCUCUGUGGCAGUCUUUCAAGCCUUUUCACAAAGAAUACCACAUUCUGGAUUCUAAUCCUGCCCUGUGCUCCACUGUCCACAUCUAACCCUACCCCUGUGCUGAGGCCUUGACCCUACGCAUUUAUUUGCAAAUGUAACCUUCACACGUCUGUCCGCUGUGGAUUCAAUAAAGUGUGCAUAGUGGCAA